AUGUAUGUAAAACAUAAACAAAAGGAGCUUUUAGCUCAAUUAACAGCUUCAAAAUUUACACAAUGGUUGAAAUCACCGGAUUUUACGAAAUAUUUGUGUAGUACACAUUUUUGGGGACCAGUAUCUAAUUUUGGAAUACCUUUAGCAGCAGUUACAGAUUUAAAAAAAGAUCCAGAAAUCAUUUCUGGAAAAAUGACACUAGCGUUAAUUAUAUAUUCAGCAACAUUUGCUCGUUAUGCUUGGAUGGUUAAUCCUCGUAACUAUUUGCUUCUUGGAUGUCAUAUUGUUAAUGAAACAGCACAAAUUGCUCAAGGUGUUCGAUGGUUAAGUAUAAAAUAA
This is a messenger RNA of Pneumocystis carinii B80, 339 nucleotides long. RefSeq lists its product as hypothetical. Gene Ontology annotation, cellular component: mitochondrial inner membrane. Lineage: Eukaryota; Fungi; Ascomycota; Pneumocystomycetes; Pneumocystales; Pneumocystaceae. The coding region runs from base 1 to 339 and encodes 112 amino acids. The transcript has 5 exons. Gene Ontology annotation, biological process: pyruvate import into mitochondria. The record is from RefSeq and is a predicted model, not a curated record.